Messenger RNA from Paramecium sonneborni, 1609 nucleotides. NCBI's taxonomy places the organism in Eukaryota, Ciliophora, Oligohymenophorea, Peniculida, Parameciidae. The record is from the annotation of a GenBank genome assembly.
AUGUUUUAAUCCGAUAGUGAAGAGGAAGAUUCACUAAUAGUAAGUUUAUAAAAAAGAUGAAUAUAGAUAGGAGAUAUCAUAUAAGGGAGAUUUGAGAUUCAUUCGAAGAUUGGUUGCGGUUCCUUUGGCUAGGUUUACAAAGUGAUUGAUUAAAAAGAUGGUAACACUCCAUAUGCAAUGAAGGUGGAGUUUGGAAGUUAGGAAUGCAAUUUAUUGGAAAAGGAAAUAAAAGUUUUAAUAGAUUUGAGGUAAGAAUGAAAUUUUAUAAAAAAUGAAAGAAAAAAUGUUGGAUUCCCAGAGAUAAAGUUUUAUGGAAAAGAAAAGAGAUAUACAUUUUGUGUGAUGAAUAUCUUGGGGAAAAAUUUAGAAUCCGUAAUUAGAAAAUGCGGUGGUUCGUUUUCCCUUUAAACAGUUCUGCGAUUAGCAAUCUAAGUUAUUACACAGUCAAAAUUAGAUGAUUGAUAGAAUUGAAGCCCUCCAUUCAUGCAAAUAUUUACAUAGAGACCUUAAACCAGAUAAUUUUGUACUCGAAAAUACGACCAGUCCAAAACUAAUUAACUUAAUUGAUUUUGGGUUAUCAAAAAAAUAUGCUGUAUUAAUAUAUUUGAUUAAUAGAAUUCAAAAGGAGAUCAUAUAAAAUUGAUAAAAAAACCAGGAUUAAUAGGAACUGCUCGAUAUGCAAGUAUUAAUGCACAUGAAUCUUUGGAAUAAGGAAGAAGAGAUGAUCUAUAAAGUAUAGGAUAUGUUUUAUUAUAUUUACUUACUGGGCAUCUACCUUGGAUGAAUGUUAAAAUCGAAAAUAAAAAUCUUAAAUAUGCUAAAAUUCAUCAAAUGAAGAAAAAUCUAAAAUUAGAAUAACUAUUCUCAAAACAAUCCAAAUGUUUUAUUAAAUUUAUGUAAGAAGUCCAAGCUUUAGAUUUUGCAUAAUAACCCAAUUAUAAAUAACUCAAAGCAUAUUUCUAAGAUGAAUUAUCUUAGCUCUCUCUUAAUUAUUAAAAUUAUGGCUAUGAUUGGGAAAAAUUACCAGAAUAUUCUAGCAAAAAAAAAAAACAUUAAACUAUCGCAAUCAUGAAUAGUUCAGGAAGGGAUGAAAUAAUGAAUAUUCAAUUCUAAAAAUUAAAUAAGCAUGAAUUACUUUUAAAGAAAAGCACUAAAAAAUUAGAUAAUAAUAAACCAUUUCUUAUAAAUGUAGCUGAACCAUCAGAACAUUAAAAGUAAUUAGAUGUACAACCCUAACAUAUUUCAGGAAAUCCUUUUCUCUAAAUUCCUCAAUAUAAUUCUUGCAGCAAAAUCGAUUAAAUAUCUUCGUUAAAUUAAUCUAACCAUACAUCUAAAACUAAUAAUUAUUUAUAGAGUGAUGAUGUGCUAAGUGAAGAAUUACUACCAAAUAUUGAAAUGAAAGAAAGCUCUAUACCAGGAUUCAAAAAAAUGAUUGAUUAUGAAAUGAUAGGAAUUAAAAAACCUCUUAUUCUCAAUAAAAAAACAUCACGUAUUUAUUUAUACUUAUUUAAUAGAAAUGGAUGCAAUCAGGAUCAUGCAAUAAACAUUUAUUUAACCAAAAGUAAUAAAAGAUGAAGAAGAAAACCCAGAAUUAGAUUUAAUUGAUUGA